Molecule: messenger RNA, 1158 nt
Organism: Cinclus cinclus
Lineage: Eukaryota; Metazoa; Chordata; Aves; Passeriformes; Cinclidae
Gene: GNA12
Product: G protein subunit alpha 12
Exons: 4
Coding region: 1-1158 (385 amino acids)
Biological process (GO): Rho protein signal transduction; adenylate cyclase-modulating G protein-coupled receptor signaling pathway
Cellular component (GO): heterotrimeric G-protein complex; brush border membrane
Molecular function (GO): G-protein beta/gamma-subunit complex binding; guanyl nucleotide binding; D5 dopamine receptor binding
Source: RefSeq, a predicted model, not a curated record
AUGUCCGGCGUGGUGCGCACCCUGAGCCGCUGCCUGCUGCCGGCCGAGGCCGCGGGCCGCGCCGGGGAGCAGCCGCGGAGGGACGGCAAGGAGCGGAGCCGCGAUGCCGAGCGGGAGGCGCGGCGGCGCAGCCGGGAGAUCGACGCGAUGCUGGCCCGGGAGCGGCGCGCCGUGCGCCGCCUGGUCAAGAUCCUGCUGCUGGGCGCCGGCGAGAGCGGCAAGUCCACCUUCCUCAAACAGAUGCGGAUCAUCCACGGCCGCGAGUUCGACCAGAAGGCGCUGCUGGAGUUCCGGGCCACCAUCUACGAGAACAUCCUCAAGGGCUGCAGGGUUCUGGUUGACGCACGGGACAAACUGGGGAUCCCUUGGCAGUACACAGAGAAUGAGAAGCAUGGAAUGUUUCUGAUGGCUUUUGAAAAUAAAGCUGGAAUGCCCAUCGAGCCUGCCACCUUUCAGCUCUAUGUCCCUGCCCUGGGUGCACUCUGGAGGGAUUCAGGAAUCAAGGAAGCCUUCAGCCGUCGGAGCGAGUAUCAGCUGGGUGAAUCAGUGAAAUACUUCCUGGAUAACCUGGAUCGGAUUGGUCAACUGAACUAUUUCCCCAGCAAACAAGAUAUUUUGCUGGCCAGAAAAGCCACAAAGGGGAUAGUAGAGCACGAUUUCAUAAUUAAAAAAAUUCCUUUCAAGAUGGUGGAUGUAGGGGGACAGAGAUCUCAGCGUCAAAAAUGGUUCCAGUGCUUUGAUGGAAUAACUUCAAUUUUGUUCAUGGUCUCCUCCAGUGAAUACGACCAGGUCCUCAUGGAAGACAGGCGCACAAACAGACUCGUGGAGUCCAUGAAUAUCUUUGAGACAAUAGUCAAUAACAAGCUUUUCUUUAACGUUUCCAUUAUCCUAUUCCUCAACAAGAUGGAUCUUCUCGUGGAGAAGGUAAAGACUGUCAGCAUUAAGAAGUAUUUCUCGGACUUCAAGGGCGACCCUCACCGUCUGGAGGACGUGCAGCGUUACCUGGUGCAGUGCUUCGACAGGAAGAGGCGGAACCGCAGCAAGCCCCUCUUCCACCACUUCACCACGGCCAUCGACACGGAGAACAUCCGCUUCGUGUUCCACGCCGUCAAGGACACCAUCCUGCAGGAGAACCUCAAGGAUAUCAUGCUUCAGUGA